UGAAGUAAGGUCUCAGACCAUGAGUUCAAAAACGGAGGGGCUUAUCUCAGUUCCACCAACCACCUUUUACGGCCUAGCCCUCUCCCAAAACUCUGGUUAGGAGGAGCUCCGCUGCACCCUCGAGGGGCCGACCAACCAGAGGGGUGGGCUUUCCGGUCAGAGCCGGCUCCCUCCGCAAUGGCUUCUCGUGGGGUCGUUGGCCUUUUCCUCCUCUUUGCUCUUCCCGUCUUGUGUCUGGAGCUCCGGCGUGGGAUUCCGGAUCUAGGAAUUAAAGAUCUCAUUUUGCUGUGUGGCCGGAUUUUCUUACUCCUUGGCCUUCUUACUUUAAUCAUUUCUGUGACUACCUCCUGGCUUAACUCAUUUAAAUGUUCUCGAGUUUAUCUGAAAGAUGAAGAAGAGGAAGAGAAUGAGAAAAGACAAAAACUUGUGAGAAAGAAGCAACAAGAAGCACAGGGUGAAAAGGCCAGCAGAUACUUAGAGAAUGUUUUAAAACCUCACCAGGAAAUGAAAUUGAAAAAACUGGAAGAGCGCUUCUAUCAGAUGACGGGUGAAACCUGGAAGUUAAGCAAUGGUCACAAGCUCGGGGGCGAUGAAGAUUUGUUGCUUGACAAUGCAAGUCAGACAUCUUUUGAAACUGCAAACAGAGAAGCAGCAAAGAGACGGAACUUGCCUAAGCCUGUCACCAAAGUUUCACCCCCUGCUGAACAGCCCCCACAGAAGAAGGUUCUUGAUUUACCUGAAGAACCUCCUGAAGCAGCUGAAGAAGUAGUUACUGUUGCUCUCCGGUGUCCGAGCGGACGUGUCCUGAGGAGGAGGUUUUUGAAGUCUUGCAGUUCGCAGGUCUUACUUGACUGGAUGAUGAAAAUUGGUUACCACACAUCCCUAUAUAGCCUUUCUACCUCCUUUCCCAGAAGGCCACUGGAAGUGGAGGGAAGUUGGACACUGGAGGAUGUAGGAAUAACUGUGGAUACAGUACUCAAUGUGGAAGAGAAAGAGCAGAGCAACUAAUUAAGAAAUGAGAACUACCUGUUCUACAUAAAAUCAGUUAUGCCAUGACCUUACAGGACAAUAAAGGAUUCAAUUAAAAUUUUGCCAUGCUUUGAUUGAGUUAAAGGUCAGACUGUGGAAGCCAGCCUCCAAGAUGGCCUCAUGGCCCCUCUCCUGGUAUUCAUACCUUUGUUCUGUCCUCUCCCACAGCGUACCAGAGUUGAUCUGUGUGACCAGCAGAAUUAACCAAAAGUGAUGGUAUGUCCCUUCUUAGAUUAGGCUGCAAGGGACUGCAGCUUCUGUCUUGUCUCUGAUCACUUGUUCUGGGGGCAGGGGGAAAGCAUGUUGUGAGCAACCCCGUGUCACAGAACUGAAGCUUCGUGAGUGAGCAUGGAGUGAAUCCUCCAGCCCCAGUUCAGAUCCUCAGACUGCAGCCUACCAACAGAGACCCUGAGCCAGAACCACUCAGUUAAGCUGCUCCUGGAUUCCUGACUCAAAAACUGCGGAAGAUAAUAAUAAAUGCUGUGUUAAGCUGAAAAGUUUUGGGGAAAUUUGUUACAUGACAAAAGAUAACUAGUACAGGAAAUAAUCACGGCAUUGUUCCCCCAACAGUACAAAGAGGUCCUUAGGAAUAACUUUUACUUUUCUGGGUCGAGUCUUCGGUUUCUCGGGCCACUGACUUCUCUUAAUCAGGGUUCCUUUCAGAGAUUCAGUAAAGCUUCCACUGUUCAUUCAAACAGACUCACAUGCAAAUAGAAAUGCAAAAAGAAAAAGGAGGAGCAUUUCCACAUCUACCUAUUUUGAUCACAGACUUGCACAGGCUCUAUUUUCAGUGGUUCUUCAGCAUCCAAUUCCAAGGAUUCUGAUUCCAGAAAAUGAUUAUCACCAUUUAAAAAAAUUUAUUUUAAACAGCCAAAAUUGCAGUAAUCAACAAAUAUAUUCUAAAAUUUGUGGAAUAAAUCCCCUCCCCCGCCCAGUUUUUAACACAAAAAUCAUUCGGGCCAUUUCUUGGGAAUACAGACAUUUUUCUUGAACACACACGAAGAAAAAACACUUGAUGGUAUGUACAAUUAAAGGGCUAAAAACAGAUGCUUAAUUGUCUCCUUGGUUACAAAAGCAGUGUUCUUGCUUUGAAUUUAGGGACAGGAGCUAUUGAUGACUUAAAAGGCAUCGAUAUAUACAGACUAUCUCCAAGAGACGGAUUUAACGCUCAGAUUAACACUAUUAGUAAAUCUUUAGAAUCCUGGUUAAUAAUAUUCUUUGUACUAUAACCAUCUUGCAAUGAGUUGGGAAAAUUAAAACUAUGAUUAAGGAAUUAAGCUUUUCAAGGUGUGAUGAUGGUGGUGUGGUUAGGUAAGAGAGAGGAAAGCCUUAUCUCUGAAGAUGCAUACAGCAAUAUGAUAGGAAAUAUGGCUAAAAUUUGCUUCAAAAUUAUCAGUGGUGGUGGUGGGACAGUAGGUAGAGAUAUAGAUGAAUAAAUGUGAAGCUGACAGGUACAGAGGGAUACAUUAGACUCUAGUUUUCUAUGAUAAAAUGUUAAAAAGUAUCAAUAGGCUUAAAAGGGCAAACUUGAAAAUUAGUCAAGUUAUAUGUGAAAAAUAAUGACUUAAAUAGCUUUAGGGUUUUUUUUGUUUGUUUUUUUUUGUCAGUGGAGGCUUGCGUGUUGCUAUGAUGCUGAACAGGUUUCAGAGGAGCUUCCAGACUAAGAUAGACUAGGCCUAGUGAUCUACUUCUGAAAAUGAGCCGGUGAAAAUCCUAUGGUAACAAUGGUAAGCUCCCACUGCGCACAGGGGGAGGCUACUCAAUAGCAACCAGCGAGGUUUUUUUUAACGGUCCCGGGGAAAACAAAUCUGAAUCCUCUUUCCACUUAGCCUGUUUGCUAUUAUCUUCAAUAACAUCCUUCAGUGAAGAAGUAAAAAUUUUAAACGACCUGUGUAUUCUGUAGAGGGUCAGCAAAACAGAGCAAGACCCUUAACGAGAUGGAUCGGACACAGUGGCUGCCAAUGAUGGGCUCAAAC
This is a messenger RNA of Trichechus manatus latirostris (Florida manatee), 3005 nucleotides long. RefSeq names its product UBX domain protein 8 (gene UBXN8). The transcript has 8 exons. Gene Ontology annotation, molecular function: ubiquitin binding. The coding region runs from base 178 to 1008 and encodes 276 amino acids. The record is from RefSeq and is a predicted model, not a curated record. Gene Ontology annotation, cellular component: endoplasmic reticulum. Lineage: Eukaryota; Metazoa; Chordata; Mammalia; Sirenia; Trichechidae.